Molecule: messenger RNA, 2542 nt
Organism: Macrosteles quadrilineatus (aster leafhopper)
Lineage: Eukaryota; Metazoa; Arthropoda; Insecta; Hemiptera; Cicadellidae
Exons: 4
Coding region: 1-1710 (569 amino acids)
Source: RefSeq, a predicted model, not a curated record
AUGAACCAUAUCAAUCAACGAACCUCCAGUAGUAUAUAUGAAGCACCCACCGAACCCCACCCGGAUAGAAAAUUGGAAUCUGAAAAUCGUUCGGACACAUAUGCUGCUACCGUUCCGACUUUCCCAUCUUUAUGUCCUUCGAUGAUCAAUCAACGAACCUCCAGUAUAUAUGAAGCACCCACCGAACCCCACCCGGAUAGAAAAUUGGAAUCUGAAAAUCGUUCGGACACAUAUGCUGCUACCGUUCCGACUUUCCCAUCUUUAUGUCCUUCGAUGGAUCGGAUACCACAUCAGUCAGAUGAUAUGGCAAAAUGGACCAAAUUCUUUCUUGGAAAGGCUUUCUUGGAUCCUCAGGUAUCCAUCCCUUCUACUACCGAGGAACAGACAUCAGGAUUCUUCCCUGUGAGCAAUUCCUCGGCUGGGAAGGUUGGAUUACCGGAUCAUCCAAAUGUACUCGACGAUGAGUUGGUCGAAACAAACACCGAUGAGUACCUUCAACGUUUUACAAUGAGUCCAUGUCGAGAGUCUAAUCCUCAUUCCCCUUUAAUUCCACUAUGCACCGAACAGGCUAUGUCUAGUCAUUUUACAGGCGGAACAUCAAAACAGACGAUAGUCGACAGACAGGAAAUUCGCAAGUCCCCUACAUUACACUUAAACAAAUCGAACAUCUCGCCAAACCAAACACAUCCGAGACCGAUAGAUCCGUUGUCGAUAGAACUGGCUGAAAUACGUUCUUUUCAGUCACCAUCAUCUAGAAAGCCCACCACUUCAAACCCGAUGGAACCACCACUUUUCAACGUUAAACAUCCAGGAGAACGCAAACAGACAAUACAAAAUAGUGCAGGAAGAGGAGAUUGCGAAAAAUUGAAGAGUGGGUCUGACGCGGGUUCAUCCUCUAGCGGCCAUUCAGCCUCUAGCGGCAGCGGUAGGAAGAGAGACUAUGAACAACCACUUAAAUCUAUAUGCAAUCAGCAACAACAACAACAACAACAACAACAACAAAAACAGUCAAACAUUUUAAAAGGAGUCUCAUUCAAACCAACACCACCAAUGAGCCCGCCGAUGACCCUAUGUGAACCACGAUUUCUCUACGGGUCCGGACCCGUAGAGAAAGAGUGGUUUGCAUUGGGUGUCAACAUCAGUGAUCCUUUCAAGGGUGGCCGUGCGAUCGAAGACCAACCAAAGAUGAACUGUAUACGGCCAAAUCAAUAUAUAGCUACACAAAGAUUGGUUGAAAGAAUGGUUGAAGAAUCAAUGAUAAACAAAAACUUCACUGUAAACUACACCAGAAUAAUUAAGGAUAAAAUCAGAUUCAUAACGGUAUCUAUUGCUGGUAAGCAAGUGCGAGAUCUUGUAGAACUGAUUAGUGUUUUAAGAUCAUGUGAAGACGAAAAGAAAAGCCGGGCGUUAGACUUCUGUCUAACGUUGUAUGGUACAAUGCACCUCCAUGACACCCUAGUGACCGUUCGAUGGGAAACCAUCGAACAGUGGGCUAGGGAAAUGAAUAAGAUCAUUUCCGAGGAGGUGCGGGUACUAUCCCGCAACCAUAUACAAGGGGAAAAUACCGAAUAUGCAGAUCUGAAAAAAAGACUGGAAGAAAAACUCCGCCAACAUCAUGGAAACUUCAUGCAAAUGUUGGGCAGGUUGGCAAAGAUUAAUGAUUUUGCAACCUUCGUCCUGUUCGGGACGAACACGGAACCGACAGUUUGAGGCACCGCUGACCUUAUGGUUAAGACCAUAAUCUUAACAUGGAAAAUGAAUGGUCGGUUCCCAAUAGCAGCUGACAGUGACCAGAUAAAAAAUGUAUUCUGGUCACUGCCAUUUGCUUAUGUCACCCAUCUGCGGGGGUUUGGCCGGAUAGUUCUAGAAGAAACAACUGAACAAGAAACUCACUGCACAAUAAGUGACUUCGUCAGGCAAGCUAUGGAAUUGGAUGACUCAUACAGAGGAUAGUAUGGGGUGGGGCUUUCUAUCUAUGUUGUUGACUGAGAAGAACGUCAUUCAGCCAGUUCUAUUGACAACGGUCUCGGGGAAGUUUGGUUCGGCGAGGUAUAUAUGUAAAUCUUCAGUAUUAACGAAUCUGAAUAGUAGUAAAAGUAUUAUUUAUGAGCUAAAGAGAAGCUUGAAGUUUAGCUCACAAAUGGACGACAAUGCACAGAUGGUUGACAAUGUAAUAUUAUAUCAUUUAAUUUUCAUAUUUUCCUUGGGCUACGCCCCAUUUGCUUCCAAAUUUGCCAUGUUUACAUUCUGAAAGAAUGCAAAUAUAUCAAUUAAUUUAAGUCAAUUAUAGAUACUUAAAUUUGACAGUUUGAUGAGCAGAUGUUAAGAGGUACAAGUUCUGUUCUCAAGAUAUUCUAAAUAUAUAAAACACUUACAUAUAAUAAGGUUUUUGGUUAUGUAUUAACAUGCCAUAUAAUAUAGAUUCAACAUAUUUACAUAUUAAAGACUAAACAGUAGAAAAUAAUUUAUGUAUUUAUUCUCCUAAGAUAUUUAUUAAUUAUUUUCACUUUUUAGUGUGUUUAAAACAUAGCAUUUUAAAAAG